AUGAAAUUAGGUCACUAUGGCCCUAUUAUUCACAACACUGUUUUCGGUUGGGUGGUAUCAGGUGUAGUCGAUAUUGAAUCAGCAGGUUUACCCACAGUAGUCGUUCAUACCAGUUCCGUGGAAUUAGACCAAUCAUUUGAUCUUCGAGAUCAGUUAUCCAAAUUCUGGGAUCUGGAAGAGUGUCAUGUCAAAACAGCCCUUUCAGCUGAAGAAGCAGCAUGCGAAAAAUGGUUCAAAACCACGACAUUCCGCGAUUACACUGGAAGAUUUAUUGUAACUUUGCCGAAAAGGCAAGAAUUAAUUCACAAGCUCGGUGAUUCAAGAGCAACCGCCAUCAAGCGAUUCCUUGGGAUGGAGAAGCGUCUCCAAGCAAACGCCGAAUUGCAAACCAUGUAUGGCGAUUUCAUCGAUGAAUAUCAGCAGAUGGGUCACAUGGUAGAAGUAGAGGAGGAUACUGGUGAAUAUGUAUACUAUUUACCACAUCAUGCCGUAAUCAAGCCUGAUAGUUCAACAACGAAGCUAAGGGUUGUUUUUGACGCCUCAUGUUCGACUUCCACCGGUGUGUCGUUGAACGAUAUUUUAAUGGUCGGACCUGUGGUACAGAACAGCUUACUUACCAUAAUUAUGCGCUUCCGCCUACAUAGAUACGCUGUGGUUGCCGAUAUUGCAAAAAUGUAUCGCAUGGUCAAUGUCAACCCUAAAGAUCAUAAUCUACAACGGAUUCUCUGGAGAAAAUCACCCACGCUCCCAAUCGGUUCGUUGCGCCAUUGCGGUGUUUUGAAGCGGAAAUCACCCUCGCAUCCUAUUCGAACCUAUCGACUAACAACCGUGACUUACGGAACUGCUAGCGCUCCAUACUUGGCUACCAAAUGCUUGCAAACACUGGCAGAAUCCGGAAAGAUUUCUCAUCCGGUUGCUUCGAACGUCGUUGGAAACGACUUGUACGUUGAUGAUUUACUGUCAGGCGGUGAUUCCGUUGAAGAAGCACAGGAACUGGUGGCAGAAACCUGUGAUUUGUUGAAUACCGCUGGUUUUACUUUACGAAAAUGGAAAAGCAAUCAUGACGCAGUGUUGGACGGUGUUCCUGCAGAGCUUUGCGACGAUAGAAUGGCGAAAGAGCUGGAUUCAUCGAGUGCGACGGUUAAAACACUAGGUCUCGUAUGGGAGCCAGUAACGGAUGAUUUCCGCUUCAAAACACCGCAAUGGCGCAACGAACCGUCUAUUACCAAACGAAUGGUGCUAGCAGACACUGCUCGAAUUUUUGACCCGCUUGGUUUAAUCUCACCCGUAGUGGUAUUAGCAAAAAUCUUUCUUCAGGAGUUGUGGAAAGAACAAACUGCCUGGGAUGCAACCUUAUCUGAACCGAAGCAAAAGUAUUGGUUAGAGUUUAGGAAAAACAUGACCAGUCUUGAAGACAUCAGAGUCCCAAGAUGGAUUGGGUAUGGUAGACAGGCAGUAAUGGAGCUUCAUGGUUUCUGUGACGCCUCUGAGAAGGCGUACGGGGCCUGUAUCUACGUGCGUACUAUUUGGAAAGAUACGACCGUCACUGUACGUCUGUUAACGUCUAAAUCAAAGGUGGCUCCAUUGAACGACCUGAAGCGUAAGCAGAGAAAACAGUCCAUUCCUAGACUAGAAUUAUCCUCAGCGUUAUUACUAUGUCAUCUUUAUGAGAAAGUAAAGAGUAGUCUGCCACUCGCCGUAGAAUGUCAGUUCUGGACUGACUCAAUGAUAGUCUUAUAUUGGAUAAAAUCUUCUCCGUCUCGAUGGCAGCCGUUUGUAUCAAACAGAGUGGCUGAGAUUCAGCAGGUAACCACAGACAGCAAAUGGGAACACAUUGCUGGGGUAGAAAAUCCCGCAGACGUAAUCAGUCGCGGCAUGGUUCCAGCUCAACUAAAAAAUUUCUGUCUAUGGUGGAGUGGUCCACUAUGGUUGAAACAAAAUCGCUCAACAUGGCCGCAAGCUGACGUCACAUCAUCUGAAGAUCUUACCUCAGCGCUCCAGGAGCAGAAGGCGACAGUAUCCCUUCCAUUGCAGGUGACUCCAUCUAACGACCUAUUUUCGUUGCGCUCAUCAUUGUUAUCCCUCGUUCGAUUGAUUGCACUUCUGUACCGAUUCGUGCAUAACGCAAAUCCCGUUAACCGAAAUAAUAAAUUUCAUGGGUUCAUCACGUACAAAGAACAUGAAUCGGCAUUACUGAAAUUAGUGCGACUGUCGCAGACUGAAUGUUUUCCCACGGAAAUGAGCGAACUUGCAAAUAGUGACCAGGUUAAAGAGUCAUCGAGAAUCAAUGCACUGAAUCCAAUUUUAAUAGAUGGAAUAAUACACGUUGGUGGCCGACUACAUAAUGCGACAGUUUCAGCAGGAAGAAAGCAUCCCCUCAUUUUAGAUCAUCGUCAUCCGUUAACAAAGCUUAUUAUGCGCCAUUAUCAUCAUAAGUUCUUUCACGCUGGACAACAGCUUCUGAUAUCGUGCGUUAGAGAACGCUUUUGGCCAUUGAAUGCCCGUCGCAUUGCACGUCAGAUAAUACACGAAUGUGUGCCAUGCUUCAGAUGCAAACCCAAGGUGGAAGAUCAGUUGAUGGCUGAUUUACCACAGGAGACGGUGAAUCCAGCGCCAGCCUUUCUGAAGGUAGGCGUCGAUUAUUGUGGACCCUUCCUCAUGUCCUACCCAGGUCGAAAGAUUAAGCCUUCGAAAUGCUUUGUUGCCAUGUUCGUAUGUCUUGUUACCAAGGCUGUCCAUAUGGAAGUUGUUUCAGACCUUACCACACAAGCCUUCCUCGCUGCACUAAAGCGAUUCAUUGCGCGUAGAGGCAAACCACAGAUAAUAAUGUCGGAUAAUGCCAAAAAUUUUGUUGGAGCGAAAAGAGAAAUUGAUGAGUUGGCAAAAAUGUUCAAGAACCAACAAUUUCAAGAGACGAUGACGAGACACCUGAUCAACGAUAGAAUUGAAUUUAAAUUUAUACCAGCGAGAUCACCCAACUUCGGUGGCCUUUGGGAGGCAGCCGUUAAAUCGUUUAAAGGCCAUUUCAAAAGGACGAUUGGCACGCGUACUCUCCAUCACGAUGAAUUCGCCACCACCAUUGCUCAAAUUGAGGCGUGUUUGAACUCACGGCCAUUAACACCGCUUAGCAGCGAUCCCAAUGACUUGGAAGUACUUACCCCAGGUCAUUUCAUUGUACAACGACCCCUUAUGUCUAUAGCGGAGCCGUGUCUAGAAGGAAUAGUAGAAAAUAGACUAUCCAUGUGGCAAAGAUCGCAACAUUUCGUGCAGCAAGUGUGGAAAAAGUGGUCGUCAGAAUAUUUAUCGACUCUGCAUAGUCGAUCGAAAUGGACCCGACGUCGCAACAACCUGGCCAUCGGAACGAUGGUGCUUUUGAAGGAGGAAAAUUUACCUCCUCUCAAAUGGCAGCUAGGUCGUGUAACAAAAAUUUACACCGGAAGCGAUGGAAAUGUACGGGUCGCCGUUGUACGAACGAAGGACGGAUCAUACGAAAGAGGAAUUUCCAAAAUUUGCGUCCUACCCAUCGAAGAAAACCAACCAUCUCCACAAAAAGAGAUCUAG
Toxorhynchites rutilus septentrionalis is the source of this 3561-nucleotide messenger RNA. RefSeq lists its product as uncharacterized. Lineage: Eukaryota; Metazoa; Arthropoda; Insecta; Diptera; Culicidae. The transcript has a single exon. Gene Ontology annotation, biological process: DNA integration. Gene Ontology annotation, molecular function: nucleic acid binding. The coding region runs from base 1 to 3561 and encodes 1186 amino acids. The record is from RefSeq and is a predicted model, not a curated record.